ACCUCCACACUGCAGACCACACCAACGGCAUCACAUAGUUCCUCCUUUUAUAUUGCUCCCACCCAUCUAUUAGGGUUGUUUGAAGUCUCUUCGCGUAAUAGGUGGGUGUUUGUCUGAAAUGGGGCCCCAUCAUUUGAGAGAUUGUAGCAGCAGACCUGGAGGGGACAGUUUAUACUCCCUGAAACAACCUGGAAUUUACAACCUUGGACACUCCCUCCUUUGCGAGCCUUGAGCCAGCCAUUUCAGAGUGUCUGCAUGCUGUUUGAGACGCAUGCGACUGGAGCAGAGUCACGGCCGGUUUCUCCUGGAGCUGAACCAACCAUCCCGGCGGAGGCGGCCGGUGUGUUCCUCCCUCCCCACUGAAGCUUCCUAUCGGCACGCGGCGGAGAGAGCAGACGGCUGGCUGUCACCGCGCUCUCGCCGCCGACAAGGGAGCCGCGUGCCAGAUGGACCCGCGCUCUGCUGCGUCGGAUCUCUCCAAGUGAGAAGACUCUCCCUGCCAAUGUGUGUCCCCUGCUUCUCAAACUUGGACCAUUGCCUCUUUUCGUGGCGAGAAACAUCCAGGCUCCUCUCCAGCCCUCCAAAGCUCUUUCUCUGCUGACAAACGAGCUCGUAAAAGGCAUUUUACAGCCCAGAACUAAACCACAACUUAUACAAAAUCAACUUUUUUUUUUCUGCGGAUAAAGAUUGUUUGCCGUGCUGUCUGUGUGGAAGUAAAUGGACUGGGAUUAACUGGAGUUCAAACUUCUUUCUUUUAUCAGUAUUUUAUCUCACCUGGAGUUGUCUGAUCGUCCAAAAUCCAAGACAAAACUAACUUGAAGGCAAAGAGAAGCGAGCAUGAUGCGCAGCGACCUCACCUUCUGUCUGGGCUGACGCACAAAGCGAGCGAAAUGGGAUUGUAAACUAUGUGGAGUCAUUCCUGAGUCGCUUCCCUCGGUGUAUGGAGCAGAGCAGCCCGAGGAUGACGAGCGGAACCCGGGAGACACCGGUGAACUCCUCCCCGGCGGUGGCGGCCAACGCUGAGGGCGAGGAAAUCGAGGUUUUGGAAAGCACCGACGUCUUGCCCGUGGCUCCAGAGGAUCAAUGGAAGUCUCUGUUUGACAAGUAUGACCCAGACAACUCAGGCUUCAUCAGUACUGAAAGGUUCAGGGACCUGCUGGCGACGCACGGCUCUGAGCUUGACCCACACAAACUGGAAGUCCUGCUGGCUCUCGCUGAUGGAAACGCUGAUGGAAAGAUAUGUUACCAAGACUUUGUAAACCUGAUGAGUAACAAACGCUCCAACAGUUUCCGGAGGGCCAUCCUGCAGGGCAGCAGGCAGUUGAAAGGCUGCAGUCUCAGAGAUGAGGUGGGCUUGGGGCUGCCCCAGCGGCUCGUCCGUCAUGUCGCUUAUGAGACGCUGCCCCGCGAGGUUGAUCGCAAGUGGUACUUUGACAGCUACACCUACUGCCCGCCUCCCUGGCUAAUCCUGGUUAUCACUAUUGCUGAGGUUGCUGUGUUCAUGUAUUAUGGGUUCCAGCUGGACCGUCUGGUCCUGCAGGUGUCCAGCCCUUCUUUCCUAAAGAGCCCCUUACCCUACCACCCCCAGCUGCGGGCCCAGGCCUGGAGGUACCUCAGCUACAUUUUCAUGCACACUGGGAUUGAACACCUGAGCCUGAACAUGGCCAUGCAGCUGCUGGUGGGAGUCCCCCUGGAAAUGGUCCAUGGAGCCCUGAGGAUCGGACUCGUCUAUGUGUGUGGUGUGCUGGCAGGGUCUCUGGCUGUGUCAGUCACUGAUAUGACGGCUCCAGUGGUCGGAUCAUCAGGUGGAGUGUACGCUCUGGUUUCUGCACAUUUGGCCAAUGUUGUAAUGAAUUGGUCGGGAAUGAAGUGUCAGUUCAAGUUAUUUCGGAUGGCCAUGGCUCUGGUUUGCAUGAGUGUAGAGUUUGGUCGGGCGGUGUGGCUCCGCUUCUACCCUCCGGCCUUUCCUCCGUGCCCUAACCCCAGCUUUGUAGCUCACCUUGGAGGGGUGGUUGUUGGUCUGACUCUGGGUGUGGUGGUCCUACAGAACUAUGAGCAGAGACUCCAGGAGCAGUCCUUGUUUUGGAUUUUUUUCUGUGUCUACACCUUAUUUGUGCUCUGUGCUGUCUUCUGGAACAUAUUUGCGUAUAGCUUACUAGAUGUGCGACUGCCUCCGCCACCAUGACCUGAUUUUAUUCCUCCAGGGGUAGAUUCCUGACUUCAGGGUUGGAUGCGUUGACUCAGCCUUCAUGAACUGAGCCUCAUAGUGGGGGAUCAGAGCCGACUGACUGGCUCCUGACAUGCAGCAGCUUCUGUGGUUCUGUGGUUAGUCUCAUUCUAACUUUCUCAGCCCACCUGCUACCUUUCUACCACUAACCUGCAAGCUAAUCUCCACCUGCUCCUUGUCUGGAUCUCUGUUGAACGUUUCUCCCAUGAGUAUCAGCCAGAGGGGUAUAUGUUGACAUCACUGUAUUGACAAAUGAGAAGCCGCGGAUCUGACACACUCCUCUCUUCAUGGCUUAACCUUCUCUGCCUCCUCCUCUUUAAUCCAACGGUGCCUUCAUAUGGAGACGUCAGCCUGAUGAAAGUAUUUCUGCACAGUUGCCUCUUUCUCUGACAGUAGUGAAACCCUGCAGUAUAAACCAUUUUAAGUUGUGUCACAGAAGUUCCUGAAAAUCCUGUAAUUUGCCUACAUCUCCAUAAUCAGUAAAUUAAGAAUAAGGUCGUGGCUUACUCUUUUGUCAUCAUUACAAGCAGCUCAUGAACAUAAGAAGGUAGAUUAAACAGAAAGAAGGCGAGUUAAAAAUCUCUAAGGUCCACAAGACAGAGAGAAUAGAUCAUAUGAGCUACAACAACUGUCAAAGGUGAUUAGGAAUUUACCUUUGAGGGGAAAAGUGUGGGUUAUGUAUUCAGUGUUGCCUUCAGGAUUUUGCACUUCCCUAGAGAAGGAUUAAUUUGAACAUUUAACUUUUGUCUUUGUCUUUUUUGUCUUUUGUGCAACAGUUGUACCAUUGUGUGUACAGAAAAGAAGCAGAAGUGCCAUUCAGUCUUUAAGCUUUGAAAAAAAAAGAUGCCAAAACACAUGGGGAAGAGCACAUCCCCUGAGAAAAAUUGCUUUGUCUAAGAAAAAAUAAUCUAAUUUUCCCUGUAAUGAUUGAGUUGAAUGUAACAAAAGGUGUUCAUGAUCUCUGUAGAAUAUUUCACUGAUGCUCUUGAGUCAACCAAGAAGUCCCCUUUUGGACUUUUGACAUUUUUUUUCAGCAGUGGAAAAUCUUGAUGAAGUGUCAGUUAUCUGUUAGUUAAUGAGUUGAUGAAUUAAGAGAAGUGGGAUUCAACUAUGGGAACAAGUAUUUGGAUAAGUAUUUUUCUCAUUACCAAAAGCAGAAGAGCACACACGACUGACCUCGACUACAUGCGGGCUGGGGUCAAUUCAUUCUCAUAUUGGUCAGCAACAGGGCAGAGAAACAAAUCAAUGCUCCUUGUUAGUUCUCGUCACAGCUUGGAUUGCUAAUUGAUUGAAUUUGGGAGAGAAAAGAACAACCCCAGCCCGAAGCUGUGAGUCUCUAACUGUACUGUACUUUAACCUCAUGUUACACUGGUAACUGCUUCGCACAAACAUUACUAUAAUGUAAUUAUAUACAGAUUAAUAUUUUGACAUGCAUUGGCUGUGUAUUUUUUUUACUCAGUGAUACAAGUAUGUUAUGUAAAUUGAUUUGUCAGUCUGCUUUGUGAUUUGUUAGCUAUAUUCUGUAUGUAUCCUAUUUAAAAAAAACAGCUAAAAGAUGGUCUGGGAUUGUAUAUAAUAAGGGCUAUGACACAAAACUGAGUGAGGGGUAAAUUGCUGAUAAUAUUUUAACAUUGUGCAUAUUUUGUAGAUUUGAUAUGUACAUACUGGAGUACAUUAAAAAGUUUUAUACAG
Molecule: messenger RNA, 3919 nt
Organism: Notolabrus celidotus (New Zealand spotty)
Lineage: Eukaryota; Metazoa; Chordata; Actinopteri; Labriformes; Labridae
Gene: rhbdl3
Product: rhomboid, veinlet-like 3 (Drosophila)
Exons: 11
Coding region: 941-2185 (414 amino acids)
Cellular component (GO): membrane
Molecular function (GO): serine-type endopeptidase activity; calcium ion binding
Source: RefSeq, a predicted model, not a curated record